Molecule: messenger RNA, 1533 nt
Organism: Nicotiana attenuata
Lineage: Eukaryota; Viridiplantae; Streptophyta; Magnoliopsida; Solanales; Solanaceae
Product: GDSL esterase/lipase 5-like
Exons: 5
Coding region: 270-1370 (366 amino acids)
Molecular function (GO): hydrolase activity, acting on ester bonds
Source: RefSeq, a predicted model, not a curated record
GUCAAUUUUCUGCAACAACAAUUUUUCAGUUAUUGUGUGUACAAAACUUAAAGUCAACACGAAAUUGGAAGCUUGGGUGGAGGAGGAGUUUAAUCAAACAGUUGCAUGCGUAGGUAAUCAUAGAAACUCAGAAAAAUGGACGCAGUUUUUUUUCUCCUUCUAGCUAAUUAGUAGCUAGUAGCUAGCUAUAAAUAAAGAGUUCCUACUUGUUUUAAUUACUCAUCACAAGUUUGGUGAGAGUUCAAGUGUCAUUAGAGUUUCUAAAAGCCAUGGCAAAUCCUAUGGAUACAAUAAUCAUAGUAGUAGUUUUAUAUCUGGGAAUGGGUGAAACACACAGUAUCCAUUUCAGUGAAUGCAAAAGGCCAGAAAGAAGAGUUGCUCUCUUCAUCUUUGGGGAUUCCUAUUUUGAUGUGGGAAACAACAAUUACAUUAAUACUUCCACUCUUGACCAAGCCAAUUUCUGGCCCUAUGGACAAUCUUACUUCAAGUCCCCUACCGGAAGAUUUUCUGACGGCCGUUUGAUUUCAGAUUUUAUUGCUGAACAUGCAAAUAUUCCAGUGCCGCCACCCUUUCUGCAGCCUCAGAAUGAACAGGAUUAUUACAAUGGAGCAAACUUUGCAUCGGCUGGAGCUGGAUCUCUUGUGGAGACUUUCGAGGGAGCAGUGAUUGAUUUGAAGACACAGUUAAACAACUUCAAGAAGCUGAAAACUUCGUUAAGAAGCAAGUUGGGCUAUUCAAAAUCGGACAACAUAUUGAGAAGUGCUGUUUACUUGAUUGGCAUUGGGACCAAUGACUACUUAAGUCCCUUUUUGACCAAUUCCACAGUCCUAGCUGCAUAUUCUCCUUCCCAAUACGUACAAAUGGUCAUUGGCAACUUGACUUCAGUGGUACAAGAGAUCUACAAGAAUGGAGGCAAGAAAUUUGGGUUUCUGAAUUUGGGUGACUUGGGAUGUUUACCUGGUCUAAGAAUGCUUAAUCCUCCCACCAAAAAUGGGUGUUUAGAAGAAGCUUCAAAAUUGGCAAGAUUACAUAAUCUUGAGCUUAACAAUCUUCUCUUAGGAAUGCACAAACGAUUAGAGGGAUUCACCUACUCACUUUAUGACUUCAACCGUAGUUUGAAACUGAGGAUGAAUCAUCCCUCCAGAUAUGGUUUUAAGGAAGGGAAAAAGGCGUGUUGUGGCACAGGGAGAUUUAGAGGAAUAUAUAGCUGUGGAGGAAAAAGGCCAGUGAAACAGUUUGAGGUUUGUAAAAGCCCAAAAAAGCAUGUCUUUUGGGAUUCCUAUCAUCUAACUGAAACUAUUUACCAGCAAAUGGCAGCUGAAAUGUGGAAUGGGGCUUCCAGCCUCAAGACUUUCUUUCAAUGCCUCUAACAUCAUUAUAUUGUUCAGAUGCAACAGAGUAUAGGAUAUAGAUUCAUUCAUUUCUAUGACUAUGAGCAGAGCUAUUAAAUUCUUCAUUUGCUCCAUUCUAGGUAAUUUUUGGCACCUGCAAAUUUCUAUCAAAAAAGAGUUGCAAGACCAAGUCAUUCAGAAA